AGAAUAAUUAACAUUUCCACUUUUUUGUUUUGUUUUGUUUCUUCUCUAAUAUAAAAAUCCAUAGUGUUGAUACAAAGAUUGUGUUCACUACUCUUACAAUUCAUCACAACCAACACAAGAGUAGUAGUACUAAUUAAAUACAUAUAUAUAUUUAUAUAGUGAUAAAAUCAUCAUGUUAGAUUGGGCACCAGUUCUAAUCGGGUGGCUGUUGUUCAUACUGCUGUCCCCAGGACUACUGUUUCAGCUGCCUGGCCACACUCGCACAGUUGAGUUCGGCAGCUUCAGUACCAAUGGCAAAGCCAUUUUUGUCCACACCGUCAUCUUCUUCGGAGUCUUCACCAUUCUUAUUUUGGCCCUCGGUAUCCACAUUGUCACAGGCUGAUUUUUUCUUUAUUAAUUUUUAAACUUUUGUUCAUCAUCAUCAUCAUCAUCUUCUUCUUAUAUUUUCAUCAAAAUGAUAACAUUUAUUAUUUUAUUAUUAUUAUUUCUUGGAUAUUUUCAUUGCCAUUGGGUGGUCUAACUACUUGAAGCCUGGCUAGGGUUUUGGAAAAAAGAGCCAAGCUAAGCUAGUGUAUAUAUAUAUAUAUAGAGGAGAGUUUAUUUAUUUA
This is a messenger RNA of Humulus lupulus (European hop), 608 nucleotides long. RefSeq lists its product as uncharacterized. Lineage: Eukaryota; Viridiplantae; Streptophyta; Magnoliopsida; Rosales; Cannabaceae. The transcript has a single exon. The record is from RefSeq and is a predicted model, not a curated record. The coding region runs from base 173 to 382 and encodes 69 amino acids.